GAUUUAUUGCAAGCGCUGAACUGAUCUUGAAUUGAUUAUACGUAUGAUCCUCUCCACGCGGAGUCGUCCGAAUCCUCGACCCUCCGACGCUUCAAUAGCGACGCCGACCGUUGUCAAUCCAUCCAUCCAUGCACUUCGGUCCCCGAAGGAUGGACCCCACACAUUGAUAAGAGUGCUGGGACGCGAUCCUACUCUAGCUGACAGGGUGAACAAAGGGAGAAGCUAAAAAAAGGAUUGCAGAGAUUCGAAACAGGCACAGCCACCAAGGCGUAUGACGGAUAUUGUCCCGCAUCGCAUGCGCCGAGUUGGGGGCCAAUCUGACCAGCUAUAACAGCCCGUCAUCCUGCCUUUGACGUCUCUAAUUCUCACGUCCCAACUCUGUAUCCUACUCACCAUGCAUCCGCGACUCUUCUUUGGGGCAGCCAUCCUCCUGGGCGCGGACGCCGCCGCCCACCUCCCCUUCCUACCCCCCACCGAAUUGCCCAGCCCUCGCCCAUCUCCAGGCCUCUUCGGCGACGCCAUCGACCAAGACACACUGCGCCCCCAUUUAGCUGAUCCAGAAUGGACAUCCACCGUAUCCAAACACCACGGCGACCCCGCCAUGAGGUCCUACACGCAGCGCUUCCUCGCCCAGCUGCGCAACGCCACGAUCGCAACCCGCGACAGCCCCACAGUCCAUCGCCUACGGGACGGCCCUAGCACGAUCGGACUCCUCGACCUGACCGACUCCACAGUCGUCAUAGUUCUCUCGAACGAGGAAAUCCACGUCUCCUACCUCGAGCGACACCCGUCCAGCGCGCAAUACUCCAACCGCGGGAACCAACCAUCGGCCGCCGAGCACCCCCAGGCCCGGCUCGUGCGCCCCGACGAGACGCAAAUACCCCACCCGUCUGCCGCUGACGGAGCGACCACCGCCCCGCAAGUAAUCCUCAUGACGCCGUAUGCGCCCGGCACACGCGAGCACUUCAAACACCCAGCGCACAUCCGGCAGCUACAAGACGAUCUGCAGGGGAUCGUCGGAGGUGACAGCCACGCCGGUCCCACCGUAGUGGGAUAUACCCUAGACGACGAGGAGGAGGGGUACGUCUCACCAACCCACGGCAAGGUCCUCAUCUCCUACAACCCCAUCCACCACCUGGAGUGGUGCGAGGAAGAAAAACGCGACUACAUCUACUCAAGCGUGGACAUCUGGACGGGGGACGCCGCGCGACCGGUGCAUUCGCGGGUAUGGCGGGCACCGAAUCAAAACCAGAGGCCGGCUCUAGAGCGGGGCGGACGACCGGAUGAAGCGGAGGGCCGUCACGCGCCGAUGGAUCUCAAUCGGCUGAAUCUGAAUCUGCAAGAGGAGGAAUCGCUGGCGUACCUUACCUGAUUUGUUCAUCCCGUUAUAUAGCCCAGCCCUGUACUUAGUAGUCAUAGCGUUGAUGGGCGAAGGAGCCGGGAUCGAUUUGGGCGCUGGGCGUCCACUAGUUCGUUUUGAUAUACCCCAUUUUGCUUGUCGGUUACCGAGGGCCGUUGAUUUUGAUCUUUUCUUCAAUAAUUACUAGUUCGGGAAUAAUGAAUAAUUGAUCGCAUA
Molecule: messenger RNA, 1576 nt
Organism: Aspergillus campestris IBT 28561
Lineage: Eukaryota; Fungi; Ascomycota; Eurotiomycetes; Eurotiales; Aspergillaceae
Exons: 1
Coding region: 395-1372 (325 amino acids)
Source: RefSeq, a predicted model, not a curated record